AACAUUUUUGUGUCUUUACUUGCCUCUGCCCUGUAUUUCUCUCUAUUUUCUUUCCCUUUUGUUUUUGGCUUUGAGUUAACAAAACGUUCUAAUUCACAGUACCCAAGAAAGCUUGUGGAGAUUGGGUAUUCGCUUCCUUUACCUUCUCUCUCACUCUCUCAACGGAUGCACAAAAAGUGAAGAAUAGUGGUGGGUUCUUUCUUUAUCACCGAAAAGAAGAAGGGUCUGCUUUCUUGGCCAUUAUUAUCGCUUCCCCAUUUGAGUGGAGAAGAUUUCAUGGCUGUUUUUUCACUGCCUUCUUGGAACUGUUAGGCUGUAGAUUAGAGUUUAUUACUUUCGUGUUGGAGCAUCCCUUAUUCCAAUUUGAGUACUCAAAGAGAUUGGGAGCAUUGUUUUGGGUUGGUUAGUGUCCCCUAAUGGAUAAAGUUCACUGUGCACCUUUGCUUUGUGUUGUUGUCUGUAUUGAGAUGUUUCUAUGCGCAUCUUGUGUGGAUGAAUUUGGAGAUUCAACAGCUGUGUACAUAGUGACCCUUAAGGAACCUCCUUCUUCUACUAAUUAUUAUGCUCAGCUUAGACAGAAUGCCACUUCUUCUAGGCUUGCUACUUCUGGUGGAUUAAGCAUCCACAAACCAAGAAAUAUAUCAAGAAAACAUGGAAGAUAUAGGUCUUAUAUAGCCCGAGUUCACGAUUCAUUGUUGAAGAGGGUCUUGAAGGGGGAGAAAUAUCUAAAGCUCUACAGUUACCAUUUCUUGAUCAAUGGAUUUGCUGUGUUUGUUACUGAAGAACAGGCAACUAAACUUUCAAAGAGGAGAGAGGUGGAAAAUGUCGUCAUGGAUUUCUCUGUUAGAACAGCUACGACACAUACUCCACAGUUCUUGGGGUUGCCGCAGGCAGCUUGGUCUCAAGAUGGUGGCUAUGAAUCUGCUGGAGCUGGGAUCGUGAUAGGGUUCGUCGACACUGGCAUUGACCCUACACACCCCAGCUUUGCUGAUGAUUUGACUGAUAAUCCGUUUCCCAUUCCGGCCCACUUCUCGGGAAUCUGUGAGGUAACUCCUGAUUUCCCGUCUGGAUCAUGCAAUCGGAAGCUUGUUGGAGCGCGCCAUUUUGCAGCAUCAGCUAUAACAAGGGGAAUAUUUAAUGCAUCUCAGGAUUAUGCAUCGCCAUUUGAUGUCGAUGGACAUGGCACGCACACAGCUUCAAUUGCUGCUGGAAACCAUGGCAUUCCAGUGGUAGUUGCUGGACAUCACUUUGGAAAUGCUAGUGGGAUGGCCCCUCGUUCACACAUUGCUGUUUACAAGGCACUGUACAAAAGCUUUGGAGGUUUCGCUGCCGAUGUCGUUGCUGCAGUUGAUCAGGCUGCUGAAGAUGGGGUGGAUAUAAUAAGUUUAUCAAUCACACCAAAUAGGCGGCCCCCUGGCAUUGCGACGUUUUUUAAUCCCAUAGACAUGGCACUGCUCUCUGCAGUUAAGGCUGGUAUAUUUGUUGUGCAAGCAGCUGGCAAUACUGGACCAGCACCAAAGAGCAUGUCUUCCUUCAGUCCAUGGAUCUUUACUGUUGGUGCUGCUUCUCAUGAUAGAACCUAUGCUAACUCUAUAACCCUUGGCAAUAACGUCACCAUCCCGGGCGUUGGACUUGCACCUGGAACUUAUAAUGGCACGAAGUACAAACUAAUUGCUGCAAUGCAUGCAUUGAAAAAUGGCACACAUGUUUCAGAGGACAUGUACGUGAGUGAAUGCCAAGACUCCAGUAACUUUGAUCGGGAUCUGAUCAAAGGGAAACUUUUAAUAUGCAGCUACUCGAUCAGAUUCGUGCUCGGGCUUUCCACGGUUAAACAGGCUUCACAGACAGUGAAGAACUUGAGUGCUGCUGGGGUCAUCUUCUAUAUGGAUUCUUUUGUGUUAAGCUUUCGGCUUAACCCAACUCCAAUGAGGAUGCCUGGCAUCAUAAUUUCAUCACCAGAAGAUUCCAAGAUUCUUCUUCGUUACUACAACUCUUCUUUGGAAGUAAAUGGAUUAACAAAGAGAAUUUCUAAAUUUGGAGCUGUUGGUAGCAUAUCUGGAGGAUUAAAGGCAAAUUAUAGCUCUACUGCUCCACAGAUAAUGUAUUAUUCUGCUAGAGGACCAGAUCCAGAAGACAGUUCUGUUGAUGAUUCUGAUAUUAUGAAGCCCAACUUGGUUGCUCCUGGAAAUUUCAUAUGGGCUGCCUGGAGCUCUGUUGCCACGGACUCUGUCGAAUUUCUCGGUGAAAACUUUGCAAUGAUGUCGGGAACAAGCAUGGCUGCUCCUCAUAUUGCUGGCCUAGCCUCACUUAUAAAGCAGAAGUACCCUACUCUUAGUCCUUCAGCCAUUGCCUCUGCACUAUCGACGACUGCUUCUCUUUAUGACAAGACCGGUGGACCGAUCAUGGCUCAGCGUGCUUAUGCUAACCCCGAACAGAACCGGUCUCCAGCUACACCUUUUGAUAUGGGAAGUGGCUUUGUGAAUGCAACUGCAGCUCUCGACCCGGGGUUGAUCUUCGACUCCAGUUAUGAUGAUUAUAUGUCGUUUCUUUGCGGUAUCAAUGGCUCAUUUCCUGUGGUCUUCAACUACACAGCCCAGAACUGCGGGCUGUACAAUUCCAGCAUCAAUGGAGCUGAUUUGAACUUGCCCUCUGUCACGAUUGCGAAACUCAACCAGUCGAGAGUCGUGCAACGAACCGUGACCAACAUUGCUGGACCUGAGUUCUAUAGAGUUGGCUGGACUGCCCCUUACGGGAUUUCUUUGAAGGUCUCUCCAACUCGAUUUUCGAUAGAGAGUGGCAAGAAACAAGAGCUAACAAUAUUCUUCAAUGCGACGAUGAACAGCUCAACUGCUAGCUUUGGAAGAAUUGGACUUUUUGGGAGUGCAGGCCAUACUAUCAACAUUCCUCUCUCAGUAAUUUGGAAGUUCUCAUAUUAUACUACUAAAUGAGAGUUUUGGAUGAUGUAUUCUCUUUUUUUCUUCCUUUCUUUUUGAAUAAUUUGGAGGUGUGUUAACCAAUUUUUUCAUUCAUUUCUUGAUGUAAAUGUCCUGUAAUGAAGAUUAAGAUUCAAAAGUGAGGUAAUAACUGGGUUGACUUAUGUCUCCUCUUUUGUCUA
This is a messenger RNA of Cucurbita moschata (crookneck pumpkin), 3115 nucleotides long. Its product is annotated as subtilisin-like protease SBT2.3. The transcript is spliced from 10 exons. Bases 417 to 2948 code for a protein of 843 amino acids. Lineage: Eukaryota; Viridiplantae; Streptophyta; Magnoliopsida; Cucurbitales; Cucurbitaceae. The record is from RefSeq and is a predicted model, not a curated record. Gene Ontology annotation, biological process: proteolysis. Gene Ontology annotation, molecular function: serine-type endopeptidase activity.